AUGCCGCCAAAGAAGUCACUCCAACAGCAAUUGGAGGAACACAACGACGCUUUCCGAGAAGUUCUCGCUGAGUUUCAAGACAACCUGCGACACACGUUGCGCGUCACCAUGGAAGGCGCAAUUCGCACAGCUCUUCAAGCUCACCAUCAACCUCCGGAGUUCCAACGUCGUCGUGAACCAGUAUUUGACGAAGAGGAAGAAGACGAUGUCUAUGAUGACAACCCGUUCGCAAGGCCUCGUGAACGACAUCCUCCCGAUGUUGCCGACGCUCCACGAGUUGAUAACCGUCGUUGGGAGUCAGGUUUUAGACUUGAUUUACCAGAAUUCACCGGCGGAUUACAACCCGACGAAUUCUUAGACUGGAUAAGUACCACGGAAGAACUACUCACGUUCAAGGAGGUUCCAGAUGAGAUGAGAGUUCCGUUGGUUGCUACACGUUUUCGUGGCCGAGCUUCGGCUUGGUGGCAACAAACGAAAGAAAAACGUGUUCGAGAAGGAAAGCCACGUAUCGCAUCAUGGGAAAAACUGAAGAAAAAGAUGCGUAAAGCUUUUCUCCCUUUCAAUUACUCUCGCACAAUUUACAACAGGUUGCAAAACUUACGCCAAGGAGCUCGCUCUGUGGAUGAUUAUGCAACAGAUUUUUUUUCCCUCCUUGCUCGAAAUAGUUUGUUGGAAACAGAGGAUCAACUUGUGUCACGCUUUAUUGGAGGUUUACGACCGCAGAUCCAAAACACGUUGCUCCAAUUCAACCCGGCUUCUGUCUCCGAGGCUCAUCAACGUGCCAUUCUUGUUGACCAAAAUACUCGUGCACCCAUGUCAAACUGGAACUCAGUUAACAAUCGCUCACGCUCUGCUCCGUCAGACUUCGUCAAACCACCAGACCCGGUUCCGGAGGCAAGCGCUCCAACCCGCGGAUCCGAGAUCGUUGAUGGCUCCACGGCUCAACGAAACCCACGACCUCCAACCUUUAAAUGCUUUGGCUGCGGCGAACAAGGCCACCGGCAAUCUGCUUGCCCCAAGGCAACUCGUCGUGGACUUUUCAAUGAUGAAGAAGCACGAUAUGAUGAUUACGGCGACGAUACUGAUACACUAGAGGUCGAAGAACAACUCUCGGGCGAUGUCGGACGUACUCUGGUUUUCCGACGAAGCUGCUUUUCACCACCCGGAAUUCAGGAAUCAUGGCUCCGCACAAACAUUUUCCGUUCCACAUGUACCAUCCGUGGUAAGGUUUGUCGUUUCAUGAUCGACUCUGGUAGCUGCACCAACAUUAUCUCGGAAGAGGCGGCUUACAAAUUGGCUCUGUUCACCGAACCACAUCCGUCACCUUACACACUGGUAUGGCUCAACGUGAAAACAGAGCUGAAAGUUACCAAACGUUGUCGUGUCCCAUUCUCGGUGGGUCCAAACUACAAAGAUAUUGCUUGUUGUGAUGUCAUUCCAAUGGACGCAUGUCACCUUCUCUUAGGCCGUCCGUGGGAAUAUGACAGACGUACAAUGCAUGAUGGAUUUGCUAACACUUACGCGUUUUCAUUCGAAAACAAACGUAUCACGUUGCUUCCUACGCAAGACUCCACCACUCCGACGAUUAUUAGCACCGAUUUACCCGCUCCACCGACUUCUACUCCUCCUGGAAAACAGGUCAUGUUUCUGAAUAAGUCUCAAUUAUCUACUGAACUUCGUUCGGCUGACGUGUUCUAUCUCUUGGUUGCACCGUCGACUUCACAACGUUGUCCACUUGAGGUUCCAUUGGCUUUUCAGGACCUUAUUACCGAGUUUAAAGACGUUUUUCCUCAUGACUUACCUGAUGGUCUCCCGCCUUUACGAGACAUCCAACAUUGUAUCGACUUGAUACCCAACGCUGCUCUCCCUAAUCGGCCUCACUAUCGUAUGAGCCCGAAGGAGCAUGAUGAACUUCGUCGCCAAGUGGAAGAAUUGCUUGCCCGAGGCUAUUUGCGAGAAAGUUUGAGCCCAUGCGCCGUUCCUGCCCUUCUCAUACCAAAAAAAGACGGCUCUUGGCGUAUGUGUGUGGAUAGUAGAGCGGUCAACAAAAUCACUGUUCGGUACCGCUUCCCAAUCCCCCGGCUGGACGACCUUUUGGAUCAAAUCGGUAAUGCUUCCCUCUUCUCCAAAUUAGAUCUUAAGAGUGGUUAUCACCAAAUACGUAUCCGUCCAGGUGAUGAGUGGAAAACAGCGUUUAAAACGCGGGAAGGUCUUUUUGAAUGGCUAGUUAUGCCGUUCGGCUUGUCUAACGCACCAAGCACUUUCAUGCGAGUUAUGAAUCAAGCGUUGCGACCUUUCAUUGGCAAGUGUGUCGUCGUAUACUUCGAUGAUAUUUUGGUCUUUAGUGCAUCUUUAUCUGAGCAUCUUCAACACUUGCAUGAUGUCUUGUCGGUGCUUCGUCGUGAAAAGCUCUUUGCCGCGUCAAAAAAAUGUACGUUUGGUGCCUCGGAGGUUUUAUUCCUCGGUUACAUUGUUUCUGCACAAGGCUUACGCGUCGAUCCUGCUAAAGUCUCCGCCAUCAGUUCUUGGCCAGCUCCAACAUCGAUCACUGAGGUUCGUAGUUUUCACGGCUUGGCCUCCUUUUAUCGCCGCUUUGUACCUCAUUUUAGCUCCAUUAUGGCUCCUAUUACGGACUGUAUCAAGUCUACGUGUUUUUCUUGGACUAUGGAGGCUCAUGCUGCUUUUGAGAAGAUUAAGACUUGCCUCACCACCGCACCGGUUCUUGCAUUGCCGAACUUUACACUCCCUUUUGAACUCCAUUCAGAUGCUUCUAAGAGUGGUAUAGGUGCUGUUUUGAGUCAGCAAGGCCGACCGAUUGCCUUUUACAGUGAGAAGAUGGCUGGUCCGCGCAGUCGCUAUAGUACUUAUGAUGUCGAACUCUAUGCCGUGGUUCAAUCCAUCAAGCACUGGCGCCAUUAUCUUUUUCAUAGAGAGUUUGUGUUGUAUACCGACCACGAUGCACUUAAACACAUGGGCUCGCAAGACAAAGUCUCAUCUCGUCAUGCGAAUUGGUUUGCAUAUCUCCAGCAAUUCACAUUUGUGAUUAAGCAUACGGCUGGAUCGCUUAACAAGGUUGCUGAUGCUCUUAGUCGUCGACAUGCCUUACUUGCUACGCUUCAGGUUACUGUUCUUGGUUUUUCUUCUCUCCCUGAACUCUACCCGGCGGACCCUUUCUUUGGCAAAGUUUGGCCUGAUGCACAAGCAGGUUUGAGCCCUGAUUUUUUUGUCCUUGAUGGUUUUCUGUUCCGUGGUUCCCAGCUCUGCAUCCCGGAAUGCAGUUUACGAUUACAGAUUAUUAAAGAAAUCCACACUGAAGGUCAUGUUGGUCGAGACCGCACGUUACAACUCGUCACGGCUUCUUACUUUUGGCCCACUCUACGACGUGAGGUGGAACGUUUUGUGUCACGUUGUGUUAUUUGUCUUGCUUCAAAGGGCCAUGCUACCAAUGCCGGUUUAUAUUUACCUCUUCCCAUACCAACACAGCCUUGGACCGACAUUAGUAUGGAUUUUGUACUCGGCCUCCCUCGCACUCAACGGGGCCACGACUCUAUCUUUGUUGUGGUUGAUCGUUUCUCCAAAAUGGCUCGUUUUAUCCCUUGCAAGAAAACGACAGAUGCUUCCCAGGUUGCAACUUUGUUCUUUCGAGAAGUCUAUAAGUUGCACGGCUUGCCUAUAUCCAUUGUCUCGGACCGUGAUUCUCGCUUUCUAAGUCAUUUUUGGCGCUCUCUUUGGAAGCUUUUGCGCACCAGUUUAGACAUGAGCUCCGCUUAUCAUCCACAAACUGACGGCCAAACCGAGGUAACUAACCGAGCAUUGGGUGAUCUCUUACGUUGUUUAGUUGGUGACAACAUACGUUCAUGGGAUAAUAUUCUUUGUCAAGCUGAAUUUGCUCAUAAUCAUGCACUCAAUCGGAGUACCGGUUUCAGUCCAUUCCGUGUUGUUUAUGGUGUUUCUCCACGUGGUCCUUUGGAUCUUUCCAUAGCCCCUGAUCGCACUCGCAUGCAUGGUCGAGCUUGUGAUGUAGUUGACGAGUUUGUGGAGUUACAUGCUAAGGUUCGUGAUAAUUUAGAACAAGCCACAGCGAAGUAUAAGAGUGGAGUUGAUGCUCAUCGUCGUGACCUUCAGUUUAAUGUCGGUGACAAGGUUUGGGCUGUCCUUACCAAAGAUCGAUUUCCUCCUCACAUGUAUAACAAGCUCAAGGCUCGCAAGAUUGGACCGUUGGAAGUUUUGGAGAAAAUCAACAACAAUGCUUACCGUCUUCGUCUUCCUCCAAACAUGAACACUGCCGACGUGUUUAACGUUAAGCAUUUGGUUCCUUAUGAUGAUUCUGAUUCUGUUUCUCCUCCUACCAGUGGAAAUUCGAGGGCGAAUUUCUCUUCACCCCCGGGGACCUGA
This is a messenger RNA of Microthlaspi erraticum, 4395 nucleotides long. The record is from the annotation of a GenBank genome assembly. NCBI's taxonomy places the organism in Eukaryota, Viridiplantae, Streptophyta, Magnoliopsida, Brassicales, Brassicaceae.